AGCGCCCAACUCCUUCCCGUCGCCUGUGACGUUCAAUUUGUACCUUUGCGGCCUCUAAGCAUGGGUAACGCCAUAAGCAGCUGCUGCGAAUCUUGCUUUCGUUCGCGCAAGUCCCAGUCUUAUGAGCCGUUACUCCUGGAGAACGAGCGCGAGGCGGUAGCCGACCUUCUCCAAUUCCUCGAGAACCGGACGACCACCAACUUCUUCCAGGGCUCUCCCCUCCAGGCCCUUACCACCCUCUCCUUUUCCGAUAAUGUCGACCUCCAGCGGAGUGCCGCGCUAGCGUUCGCUGAAAUUACCGAGAAGGAGGUGCGGCCGGUCGGCAGGGAUACGCUGGAUCCCAUUCUCUUCCUCCUCAGCAGCCAUGAUACCGAAGUCCAGCGAGCAGCUAGCGCAGCGCUGGGCAACCUCGCCGUUAACACUGAGAACAAGCUUCUCAUUGUGAAGCUCGGUGGUUUGGAGCCGCUCAUCAGACAGAUGCUCAGCCCGAACGUCGAGGUUCAAUGUAACGCAGUCGGAUGCGUGACGAACCUGGCUACGCAUGAUGACAACAAGACCAAGAUCGCAAAGUCUGGCGCUUUAGUUCCCCUCACCCGGUUAGCUCGAUCGAAGGAUAUGCGUGUACAACGCAACGCUACAGGUGCUCUAUUGAACAUGACGCAUUCAGACGAGAACCGUCAGCAACUUGUCAACGCCGGAGCGAUACCUGUGCUUGUUAGCUUGCUAAAUUCGCCGGAUACUGAUGUACAGUACUACUGCACCACCGCCCUCAGUAACAUUGCCGUGGAUGGUGUCAACCGGAAGAAGCUAGCACAGAGCGAACCGAAACUGGUGUCGAGCUUGGUGUCCUUGAUGGACAGCUCCAGUUUGAAGGUGCAGUGUCAGGCUGCUUUGGCACUACGGAAUCUGGCUAGCGAUGAGAAAUAUCAGCUGGAGAUCGUCAAAUGCGACGGCCUCACACCGCUGCUCAGGCUCCUGCAGUCGUCGUACUUGCCUCUGAUACUCUCCGCUGCCGCAUGCGUCCGCAAUGUGUCCAUCCACCCGCAGAACGAGUCGCCCAUUAUCGAGGCUGGGUUCCUCCAGCCGUUGAUCAAUCUUCUAGCGUUCAAGGACAACGAGGAGGUCCAGUGUCAUGCUAUCUCUACCCUGCGUAAUUUGGCGGCGAGCUCGGAAAAGAAUAAGCUCGCAAUUGUGAAAGCCGGGGCGGUGCACAGCAUCAAGCAGUUGGUGCUCGAAGUGCCCAUGAAUGUGCAGAGCGAGAUGACGGCGUGCGUUGCGGUGUUGGCUCUGAGUGAUGAGCUGAAGGGCCAGCUAUUGGAGAUGGGCAUAUGCGAGGUCUUGAUUCCUUUGACGAACUCGCCGAGUUCGGAAGUGCAGGGCAACAGCGCAGCAGCUCUUGGCAAUCUAUCGUCGAAGGAUGGGCGGACAGCGACGGACGACUACUCUGCUUUCAAUGACGUCUGGGAUAAGCCUGAAGGAGGAAUGCACAGAUACCUCUACCGCUUCUUGACCAGUCCCGAUGCCACGUUCCAGCAUAUCGCCGUGUGGACCAUUGUCCAGCUUUUGGAAUCAGGCGACCCUCAACUCAUCAGCAACAUCCGCAAUUCCGACCUUCUAAUCCCGAACAUCCGCCAACUCUCACAAUCACGCAACACCUCGCGGACGUCGUCGCUGGGCGGCACGCCUCGCUCGCACCGCUCACAUUCACAGUCGUACCAGGAGACGGACACGGGGGACGCGGAGAUCGUGCUGCUCUCGCGGCGGAUACUGGAGUACGUCGACGCGGACCUCGACGACGUCGUGGAGAAGGCGGCGCAGAGCAUCACGCCGAGCGCGGGCGGGGUGCUCGGCGGGAGCUAUGACGGGAAGGAGCACGAGGAGCUGAGGCGGAGCGUGCGGGAGGCGCUGGCGGUCGGCUCGAGUCGGGGUCGGUGACGGUAGCAGUUCUGCUGGGACGGGACGAUGCGCAUGCUAUGGAGACCUUUUACCCCGUUCAGUGUUGGUGUUCGAUGUUAGAUCGAUUUAUUGCGGUGCGUUCCAGUGUACAUUAUGGUUGUUGUUUUUGUGGUGAACUAUUAGUACGCUCUUUUAUUAUAUAUUCCCUGCGCUUUUGAUUUCGGUUUUCUUCUUUUUUUCUGUCCGACAUCUCUAUCAUCACGCAAGCGAGAUAUGUCGGUGACUAGUUGUGCGUAAGCACAGAUAGGUACUUGAUCGGUAAUGAUUGCAAUGACAUGUAUGUAUGCAUGCAGAGCUGCAUGAGCAUGACUUUGACCAGAAUACAAGGGAUCCGUGGGCACUGGAAGGAAG
Gloeophyllum trabeum ATCC 11539 is the source of this 2307-nucleotide messenger RNA. RefSeq names its product vacuolar protein 8. Bases 61 to 1935 code for a protein of 624 amino acids. Gene Ontology annotation, molecular function: protein-membrane adaptor activity; protein binding. The record is from RefSeq and is a predicted model, not a curated record. Gene Ontology annotation, biological process: nucleus-vacuole junction assembly; vacuole inheritance. NCBI's taxonomy places the organism in Eukaryota, Fungi, Basidiomycota, Agaricomycetes, Gloeophyllales, Gloeophyllaceae. Gene Ontology annotation, cellular component: fungal-type vacuole membrane. The transcript has 11 exons.